Molecule: messenger RNA, 6142 nt
Organism: Engraulis encrasicolus (European anchovy)
Lineage: Eukaryota; Metazoa; Chordata; Actinopteri; Clupeiformes; Engraulidae
Exons: 13
Coding region: 79-5754 (1891 amino acids)
Biological process (GO): regulation of autophagy
Source: RefSeq, a predicted model, not a curated record
UUCUGGAGAGACGGAUGCUUGCAGUCUGAGCUGAUACAGUUUCACAUCAACAAAAGCCUGAAAAACAACGGUGGCAAGAUGCAUACAAAGACGACCGGCUCUCCGGUUGCGGAACCAGAACAGUUGCCAGUAGCUGUCGAAGCUGUGCCGGUCCCCCAGCCGAAUCAAGAAAUGCAGGAUGAAAUUGAAAGACUGGAAGACGAAAAUGACGAUCUCAAGACUGAAAUUGAAGAGAUGCGGGCGGAGAUGGACGAGAUGCGGGACACAUUCUACGAAGAAGACGCCUGCCAGCUCCAGGACAUGAGACGCGAGAUGGAGAGAGCCAAUAAAAACUGCCGGAUCCUCCAGUACCGUUUGCGGAAGGCGGAGAGAAAGCGGAUGCGUUACGCACAGACCGGUGAAAUAGAUGGCGAUCUACUGAGGAGCCUGGAGCAGGACUUAAAGGUGGCGAAGGAUGUGUCUGUGAGACUGCACAAUGAGCUGGAGAAUGUGGAGGAGAAGAGGACCAAGACGGAGGAGGAGAAUGAGCGCCUAAGGCAGCAGCUGAUUGAAGUGCAAGUCACCAAGCAGGCCUUACAGAACGAACUGGACAAAGCCAAAGAGCUGAAACGAGGGAAAGGGGCUAAAGAUGGCCAGAGGGCUGACAAGAAGGCUCCCCAGACCCCAUCGGAGGAGGAGAACGACGACCUGAAGUGCCAGCUGGCCUUCAUCAAGGAGGAGGCGGUGCUGAUGAGGAAGAAGAUGGCCAAGAUCGACAAGGAGAAGGACCGCCUGGAGCAGGAGCUGCAGAAGUACCGCUCCUUCUACGGCGACGUGGACAGCCCGCUGCCCAAAGGCGAGGCCGGCGGCCCGCCCACCACGCGCGAGUCGGAGCUGAAACUGCGCCUGCGCCUGGUGGAGGAGGAGGCCAACAUCCUGGGCCGCAAGAUCGUGGAGCUGGAGGUGGAGAACCGCGGCCUGAAGGCGGAGCUGGAGAACAUGCGCGGGGAGGAGCUGGGGCUGGGCGCGGGCGGGCUGGCCAGCGACCCCGUGGCCCGGCAGCAGAGCGAGGCGCUCUCCGACAUGCGGCAGCAGCUGCAGCUGGUGGAGGACGAGGCCGAGCUGCUGCGGCGCAACCUGGCCGACAUGGAGGAGCAGAACCAGCGCGUCACCACCGAGCUCAACAAGCUCAAGUACAAGGCGGCCGCUGGGGCUCACGAUGGCUCCUCCCGCCACGGAGGAGGAGGAGGAGGAGGAGGUGCGGAUGCGGCCAAGGUGGAGGCCCUGCAGGAGGAGCUGAAGUCGGCGCGUCUGCAGAUCAACGAGCUGAGCGGCAAGGUGAUGCAGCUGCAGUACGAGAACCGCGUGCUGCUGUCCAACAUGCAGCGCUACGACCUGGCGUCCCACCUGGCCAUGCGCGCCAGCCCGCGCGACAGCGACGCCGACAGCGACAGCGGGCGCCGCGAGAGCGACGACGACUCGACGUCCCGGCUGCCUCCGCACCGCAAGCGCGAGGGCCCCAUCGGUGGCGAGAGCGAUUCCGAGGAGGUGUUGCGCGGCGGCGGUGUCGGCGGCAACAUCCGCUGCCUGACGCCCACACGCUCCCUCUACUCGCCGGCCGCCGACGCGCGUUUUUUAUCCCGCAGCCUCAAGGACCGCCAGCAGAUGAUGGACAUCCGCGUGGAGGCGGAGAGGCUCGGCAGGACCAUCGACCGCCUCAUCGCCGACACCAGCACCAUCAUCGCUGAGGCGCGCGUCUAUGUGACCAACGGCGAGCUGUUCGGACGCAUGGUGGACGAGGAGGACGAGGGCGGCCGCAUACGAGAGCACGAGCUGCUCUACCGCAUCAACGCCCAGAUGAAGGCCUUCCGCAAGGAGCUGCAGAACUUCAUCGACCGCCUGGAGGUGCCCAAGCCAGAGGACAGGGAGACCGAGGAGCCGCUCUCGAUGUGGAAUGCGUUUGGAAGUGGGUCAGGGUUGCUUGGAGGCAGCGGCAGUGGAUAUGUGGGCAAAGCCCAAGGUUGGGAAUUCGUCCCGUGCUCCUCCAGCAGGCUGGAGAGGGAACGGGGCAGGGGCAAGAGCCGCAGUCCGCUCAGGACUCUUUCAUCGCCCAUUCCUGUGGGUCAUUUUUACGAACAGCACAUACCUGGACUUGGAGCGGCCGCGGCGGCAUCCGAAUCAACCCGGGGGCUGGCCCCCCGGAACGAGUUGCAGACGCAACAGCACUCUCGCCUGAAAAAGAAAAUUGACGACUUAAAAAAGCGCCAUGGACAUGACAGAGAAGAAUGGAUGAGGGAGAAGGAAGUGCUUUUGAGACAAAUGGCCGAUAUACAAGGAGGGGAAAACAGAAGGAUUUUGCUGGAUCUGAAGUCGAUAUUGGAUGACGUUCAGCUGGAAGUGAAGAGAGAAGAAACGAAAAGGAGCGAGCUGCAGCUGCAGUACAUGAAGGACCGAUGUGCAUGGGAACUGGAAAGAGCAGAGCUGAAAUGUCGUAUUGCCCAGUUGGAGGUUAGGGAGCGAGGUGGCACUGGCACGGCAACGGCAGCAGAGGCGACAGCGAUGGCGGCGACGGGGAAGGUGAGCGAGGAGCAGGCCGGCGCAGGGGCAGGGGCAGGAGGAGGAGGAGGAGGAGGCACGCUGAGGAGGGAGCAGCAGGAGCAGCGGCGGCUGCUGGCAGACACGCACACCGUGGCCAUGGACCUGCGCUGCCGCAUGGAGCACAGCGAGCGCGGCUGGGUACGCGAGCGGUCCGAGCUGCUGGAGCGAUUCGACCUGGAGAGGAAGGAAUGGGAGAGCCAGCUGAGGGACAUGCAGAGGAAGAUCGAGGAGCUGUACAGCGAGGUGAAAGGUCGUCGGGAGAUGUCGUCGGGUGACGUGGGUCCGAGCGCCGACGCCCAGAGCUGUUCAGCGCGCCUCAGCCUGCACUCAGCCAGCACCGGCUCCAGCCUCCUCACCGACCAAUCAGACGCCCGCAGCAGCAGCCUGUCCGACUGCACGCGCCGGCACAGCCAGAGCCACAGGCACAGCCAGAGUCACAGCCAGAGUAGUGUGGGUGGGGGUGGGAGUGGAGGUGGGGGUGGAGACUUGUCAAGUCGUCUUAGCAACAGCCGCAUCAACAACAGCAGUAGCAGCAGCGGUGGCAGCAUCAGCCGAGGAGACGGAGCGGGGACGCAUGUCGGCCUUCACAGCAGUGGCAGCAGCAGCAGCCGCGAGGAUAGAGUCGGAACAAGGAGCAGCGGAGCCAUCAGCGGUGGUGGCAGCAGCAGUCGAGAUGAUAGAGCGGGGACACGGAGUAGCGUGGCAUUCAGCGAGGCCAAGGCUGAGCUGCCUCCUCCUCUAGCUCCCACCCCUAACCCCACCCCCAGCGCUGGCGGGGGGAUGAACAUGAACAUGGACAUGGACAUCGACACGGCUGAGCUGGAGAACAUCCUGCAGAGCUGCCUGGGGACGAAGCUGGAGAGGCACCCCUCCCUGGCUGGCCAGGAGAGCCUGCUGAACCCCUUCAACGACCUGCAGAGCAUGGACAUACGCUGCGGCACGGACAAGAGGAACAAGAAGAACGCCAUAGCCUUGAACGCUGCUCUCAAUGAAAUAGCCAGAGUGAGUGAAGAGUUGUGCAGCUAUCAGGAUGAGAUCAGAUGGAAGUCUGACAACAAAAGAGGCCAUGCUGAAUCACUCUACUUCCCAGACGAGCUGGAGAGAAUAGAGAAUGAGAGGAAUGCAAAGGAAAUGGAGGAGACUUUCUUCAGCCUGAAGCGGUGGUGCAAGGAGCUGCAGGAUAUCGAUGAGCAGAAUUGGAUCAGUCCGAGAGCCGGAAUCAAGGACGUAGACAAGGUCAUCGCGGAGGAGCCCGAGAUCAUCAGUCCUCCGAUGCAGCAGUCGCCCGAAGCCCCGCCCGUCCCACCCCGCAGCACAUCCUGGUACAUGAACAGCCCUCCUCCAAUCGAACCCGAGUUCAGCGUUACGGAACCCCGCAUUGAGAGGGGGCGGGAGGUGCAGGGGAAGUGCAACAGCCCCUCCAUAGUGCGCCGGUUCGAGGCCAUGCUGCAGGAGAACGAGGGCAAGGUGCUAACGCCCGGCGGCAUCAUGCCCUGCCCACUGGCCGUGGACUCCAAGUGCAACAUCGGCUGCUGCCACAGCCGGUGGUCCUGCGACGGAAGCAAGUUUGGCAGCAGCAAGUCGUCCACGUACGUGCCUGUCCAGAAAUGCCUGUCAGAGCUGACUAUACCAACAACGGGAAUGGAUUACCAACAGGACCUCAGAGUAGCAGCAGCACCGGUAGCACCGGGGGCCCAGAAGCCCCCAGUGGGACACCCCCUUAGUCCCCUGUGCCCAGAUCUGCCCCUGAAGGACGCCCAUUUGGACGCCAGAGUGCCGACGUUAGAUCUACUCCACACCCAAGACAGAGCCGCCACCCCCCGCAGGAACACGACGCUGGAGCAGAAGACUGCCGAGUUCAACCGCACCCUUUUCCAGGCCGAGAUGGGCCGCGGUUUCAACGACCAGGGAGACGACGACGAUGACGACGACGACGACCCCGAUGACAUGUCCUCCUUGAGUCCGGAACCACAGCAGCCACAGCUCAGUCCUCCUAUUGACGUGAAUGUUGACAUUCUGACGUCCCCGUAUGCCGACAUGGACACGGUCAAACCUGAAAGCAGGUCAAUGGCGAAGCGUGGAGUGGAGCCCAAGUACUCCACGUCCGGCUACAUGGAGGAGGAGCUGGAGAGGGUUUCGUUCAAUCUUGCGUCGCCGUACCACCACGGGGCCUCCCUCAGGCAGGUGGCACCCGAGCUCAUACCCCAGCAUCCGGUCGUCAGGGUCCGCAACAUGAUUCACCCCUCCGUACGAAACCUGCCCGAUUGCAGACCCCGGGCCAACACAGGGCCCGACCGCCAGACGGAGUACAUGCGGGAAAGAGAAGCCUCUCUUCUCCUCUCUUCUCAGCAGAGUGCAGCGGUCUCCGUAACGCAGCAUGGUGGCGUGACCGUGACCGUCACUCCCAUCCAGUCUAGAAACAAGAACGAGCCAUCCAGUAUUGCCACCUCUGCUGCAGCACCGUCCGAGACCAGGCCAAGGCAGGCGGAGGGCACCACCACCACCACCACCACCACCACCACCAGGCCAGAGGUGUCCAAGACCAGGUCGCGGAUCUUCAACGAGAACCCCUGGAAGCCCACCACCCUGGCGGCGUACCCCCGGCCGGCCGAGUCCCGCUCCAACUACGGCGCCAUCGAGAGGAUUCUGAAGAGCUACGAGAGCUCGUCCCAGAGCCAGACCCAGACCCAGAGCCCGCUGCCCCCGAGUCAGACGCCGUCUGCCUCGCCCAGCCCCGCCGGCACCGCAGGGAGGGAGGACGACCUGAUCCAGCUCAUGGACAUGCUGGAAGUGGAGCACCACACCAGGUGCGGUCAGAGACUCACACACACAACAACAACAACAACAACAACUACAACAGCAACUACGCAAAGGCAGGCAACUACGCACAAAGAGACACAUGUGACAGUACAGAAAGGCAAAGAGCCCGGCGUGAGCUCCUCCAGGAGGAGUUUCUCGCGGCCUGCAUGCCCCGCCAAUCGACGCCUCCCCUCUCGCUGGGCGAGCAGCCGCUCCCCCUCCGCCUCCUCCACCACCUCCUCCUCCUCCACCUCCUCCUCUCCCAUCACCCAGUUAGCGCACGGCUCCGGCUCCGGCUCCAUCUCUGGCUCCCGCUCCACGCAGCAGAGGCAGAGCUUCUCCUACGCCGCCUUCCACACCGAGACCAUCAUCAUCUGAUACCUACUGUGCACCUACAGCAGUGAUGGGCAACCUGGUUACAGACCAGUGCCACAUAUUCUGAUGCCUCUUUUCCACUGCCGGUUUUCUGGUAGGCCUACAGCUCGACAAAUAACGUCUCGGCCGCCAUUUUUUGCUUUUCGAAUAGGCACAACACAGCUCAAUCGUACAGCAAAAAGUGGCGGCCGAGGUGCGCUGUGUCGAGCUGUAGGCCUACCAAAGCAGGCAGUGGAAAAGACCCAUAAAUGACCUGGCUUUACCUACACCUAAAGCAGUGAUGGGCAACCUGGAUUCAUCAGUUACAGUCCAGUGCCACAUAUACUAAAUUACCUGGCCAGAGAUAUUCUAUAGAGAUAUGCCAACAUAAUAGGUUUCUAUGGGCACCUAA